UUCUAAUUCCUAGCAAUGACGUCGGAGGAGAUCCCGAUGAUCUGCAAGGAGUGCGAAAACGACGCCUUUUCCGAAGAAGAUGGGUUUUUCUACUGCCAACAAUGCGGCGUCAGAGCAGACGAUAUCAUCGCAAUCGCCGUCGACGACGAUGAUUUAGUCGGAAAAGGCGAAGAUACUCGCGGCGCAACCUAUCAACCAAUCCACACUCGCCGUCGACCUCCAUCACAUGUAACCAAUCCUUCGCAGCUCCGUUUCGAGGAUUAUUACAAGCAGGUAAGAGACAGAUACGUGAAUGGGUUUCUUAUGAUGAUCACGUUUCAAUGCGAUGCCUUGGUUGAGAAAUUCAACGUGACGCCGUUGAUUAUUGGUUUGGUCGGACCAAUCUGCUUAAGGCUCGUGGCUCUCUCUGGCGUCUUCGACGAUGGUUGGGCCGAUAAGGCGGUUCAUGAUUCCGAGCGUCGUUCACAAGGAGAAGUAAGAUGCGUUAAGAGGCGUAACGGAGACAAAGGCGAGCCUCGUAGCUUUGAUGGUAAAAGAUUAGUGACGAUUUGGGUAAAUCAGCUAAGAAAGUCUCUGCCUUUAUCGAGCUCUCUUGCUAUAUCUUUCCUUGCUUGUCACAAAGCAGGAGCACCGAUUCUACCUACGGAUAUAGUGAGAUGGGCACGAGAAGGAAAGGUUCCGUAUCUAUCUUGUUUCCUCAGGAUCCAAGAGAAGAUGGGGAAGCGAUCAGCUGAUUGUCCUGUGGAAGCAAGUGUAAUGUUUAGGCCUUUUGAGGUUGUUUCUGCUCAGAGAUUAGAAGCAAGAGCUGCCUUGAUUGUUGAUGUCAUCGGUUUGCCUUUGCCUCCUGUGAACUUGUAUGGUAUAGCUUCAAACUAUCUGAAGCGGUUAUGUAUCUCCGAGGAGAAGGUUCUUGAUCUUGUGAGUCUCAUACGCAGCUGGUCAAUGCCUUCUGGUUUGUAUCUGUCGAAGAAUGAGCUUAGGCUUCCUACACGUGUGUGUGUCAUGUCUAUUGUGAUUGUAGCUGUGAGGAUGAUUUAUAACAUUAAUGGUUUUGGUGUUUGGGAACGGAGUCUAGGCGUUGAUAUUUGUAAUGAGGCGGAUGUUGUUUCUGAUGAGAAUGAUGAGGAGGUUUCAGAGACUAAAACGGUUGCUGAGGCUUCUGAAGAAUUCGACACCGAGGAGCUUUUGAAGAAUCUUGAAGCAAAUUAUGAUGUCGCUGCUGAAUCCGUUGAAUAUGAGAAGGAUCUUUUGUCCUAUUUAUCGCAUGGGAAAAACGAGGUCUUUGCUGGUUUAGUAGAAGCAGCAGCUGAUGAUACAUACAGAACUGUAGAUAGCUUGUGGAAAGGUUACACGAAGGAUGAGGUAAAAUCCUGCAUUUUGUACGGCACUGAGAAAAUUAGUUCAAAAUUCGAAUAUAAACCAUUUGGUUGAUUCAAGUUGAGACUCUGUCUCUGAGAU
Eutrema salsugineum is the source of this 1458-nucleotide messenger RNA. Its product is annotated as TATA box-binding protein-associated factor RNA polymerase I subunit B. Lineage: Eukaryota; Viridiplantae; Streptophyta; Magnoliopsida; Brassicales; Brassicaceae. The transcript is spliced from 2 exons. Gene Ontology annotation, cellular component: RNA polymerase transcription factor SL1 complex; RNA polymerase I core factor complex. Gene Ontology annotation, molecular function: RNA polymerase I core promoter sequence-specific DNA binding. Gene Ontology annotation, biological process: RNA polymerase I preinitiation complex assembly; nucleolar large rRNA transcription by RNA polymerase I. The record is from RefSeq and is a predicted model, not a curated record. Bases 16 to 1431 code for a protein of 471 amino acids.